This is a messenger RNA of Rhizophagus irregularis DAOM 181602=DAOM 197198, 366 nucleotides long. RefSeq lists its product as uncharacterized. NCBI's taxonomy places the organism in Eukaryota, Fungi, Glomeromycota, Glomeromycetes, Glomerales, Glomeraceae. Gene Ontology annotation, cellular component: mitochondrion. The record is from RefSeq and is a predicted model, not a curated record.
ACUAACAAAACAGAAACUUUAAAAGGCUGGCGUAAACAUGCAGCAGACUUCCGUUCAAAACCUGGAUCAUAUAUUGUCUCUUUUGCAAUUUUACAUGAAUUAACAGCUAUAGUCCCUAUACCAUUAGUUUAUAUUUUUCUUUCUUCUACAGGUAUACAAAUUCCUUUUCCUCAACAAGCACUUGACGAAGGAAAUAAAUUUAUUAAUAAAGUGGUAACUUAUUAUGGCUAUCCACCUUUUAACAAUGGCAGUAGAAUUGCACUAAAUGCUGCUACAAGUUACGCUGUCGUUAAGGCGAUAAUGCCUUUACGCAUUGCAGCUUGUGUAUGGAUGACUCCAUGGACUGCGGAAAGAAUAAUAGGUCCA